Messenger RNA from Durio zibethinus, 2930 nucleotides. Its product is annotated as protein FLX-like 3. The record is from RefSeq and is a predicted model, not a curated record. Lineage: Eukaryota; Viridiplantae; Streptophyta; Magnoliopsida; Malvales; Malvaceae.
GGCCUUGACACGAUGACAAACGCACGAAGGCCGCCCCAGACCAGAAACAGGAUCAAUACGUCGUCGCUUAAAAUAUUUUUCCUCCUACUUAACAAAAAGGCAACCUUGGGCAACUCUCAGAUAACGGCUUCUCUUCUUUCAUCUAACCAUCUCCCAAAAAAAAGAUAAAAGAUAAAAAUUCACCUGACAAAAAAUAUUUUUUUAAUAUUUUAAUCAAGUCCCUGCUAACAAACCCUAGUUUUUGUCAUUCAUAUCCUCAUCACAGAAUAAUUUAAAAUGGCUGGGAGAAACCGCAUUUCUCGCGAAGUCUUCAAUGACCGGCGUGGAUUCCCUCCUGAAAGACCUUUCCUUCGUGGUCCUCCUCUGCCACAGCCACCUCCUCAUCCUGUGUUGCUGGAGGAAGAAAUUGAAAUUCAGCAUGCUGAAUUUCGGAGGCUUUUGACUGAUAACCGCAGGCUAGUAGAAGAUCGAAUGGCUAUAAAUCAAGAACUUGCUGCUGCGAAAGAGGAAAUUCAUCGUUGGAAUCACGUCAUUGGUGAAAUUAGGGCAGAACAAGAACUGCACUCAAGGGGACUUAUUGAGAAAGGCUUGAAACUUGAGGUAGAUCUCCGUGCAACUGAACCAUUGAAAAAAGAGGCUGUGCAACUCCGUGCUGAAGUUCAGACACUGAAUACUGUUAAGCAGGAGCUAACUGGCCAAGUUCAGACUCUCAAGCAAGAUGUUGCCAGGCUGCAAGCUGAUAAUCAACAGAUACCUAUCAUAAGAGCAGAAAUUGAUGGCCUGCACCAGGAAUUGAUGCAUGUGAGGACUGCUAUUGAUUAUGAAAAGAAGGCAAAUAUUGAGCUGAUGGAACAAAGACAAGCAAUGGAGACAAGCAUGGUCACCAUGGCACGUGAAGUUGAAAAGCUACGUGCGGCACUUGCCUGCUUGGAUGGUAGACCAUGGGCUGCCAGCGGACCAUAUGGGAUGAAAUUCAACAGUUCGGAGGGGGCUGUUCCUUCUCCAUAUGAAGGAUAUGGGGCUCAUCUGGGUGUUGCGGACAAAGGUCCUUUUUAUGGUCGUGGUCCUGUUUCUUGGGAGAGGCCUCGCAUGGCUCGUCACUAGGAGAGUUAUUGCUUGAUGGAAGAAAGAUGACAUUGUUGUUCCACUUUUAAACUGCAAAAUAUUGAUCAGCACGGAGUUCAUCAUCUAUGUCUGCGUGCGACAUCAAUAAUUUUUAUCUUAAUAUAUUGUUAGUCAUCUUAAACUUCUUAUAUAAGAUUCUGUUGUGCUUUCUGUUAAUUGGUAGAGGAAGUGGCAUCCCAUUUAUAUACACGAGAUCAUAAUAUGAUAAUUUGGACUUCUAUUGGGUCCAAUUCUUCAUUGCUAGUUUUCUUUUUUCUUUUCUUUUUUUUUUGUCUGUUUUUAGGUAAUUAUUUUAUCCCUUUUGCUUGAUUAUAACUAAUAUUACUUUCAUUAGAAGUGCCGGCCUCUGAAUAGGGUAGUCGUCUUGGAUCCAUUUGUAAUUUACGGCCUAUGAAUGAAGCUUUUGAAUGAAGCUUUUGGUUACAACUUACAAGUUAAUGGAUGCUACCUUUUUGAGCGAUUUGGCAAAAUUCUUGGAACCAUUUGUGUGUGAUAGUAGAUUGUAGAAGAAGCAAAGAAGUUAUGCCUAGCUGUAGAAAGAUAAUGUAACGUCCAAUGGAACACAAACCCUACAUUUUAGUCGUAGUGUAGAUUCUUUUAGUUUCUAGGUCAUCUCGUGCAACAUUUGAAUACUAGUAAUUUUGGUGGAGGUCAUAUUUCUCUUGAAAAUUGAAAGUUAUUGCUUUGUGGAUAUUGUUGGAGGUGGAUAUGUUAAUAUUAAGUGCAUGAUAUUCUAUGUGAGAUAAAUAGGGUAACAUGUAUCAUGGUAGAUUGUGGUUCUGAAUAUGUGCAUUUCUUGUAUUUAAUCUGGAAGCAGAAGUUGGUAGGAAGAUAUGUUCAACUUGCUUCAAAGGGCCACUUAUGGACAUUUGUUGGGAGUUGAUCUAUUAAAUUUUGAAUGCAUGCUAUUUCUUCUGAGAUGAAUUGAGACUUUGUAUCUCUGUAGAAUCAAGAUGUGCUGUUUGGUAUGUAAUUCAGGAGGUUAUAAGUUGCAUUUUUACCAGGAAUAGAAAUCUCUGAGAAUGAAUUCUUAUCUCUCAAGUGAUAUGGACAUUCUAUUGGACAGUGAGAAUGAUCUCAUGCUCUAGAUGUAAAUUGUUUAGAGCAUUCAUGAGCUGCCCUUUCGUGUGCUUUUAUUAGCUCUUAUUUCUUGAUGACUGCUGUUGCAGUAUAUGAAGUAUGGUUGCUGCAAAUUUUAGUGGUUUUGCUUUUAGGUCUCUUGUUCGCUCCUUGCAAGCAAGUCUUAUUGGAGAAUCAUUUGUCUUACUUAAAUUUACUGUAAAGUGCCCUCAGUAUCCAUUGCUAUGUGGUUGUCUCUGAAGCUUUGAGGUGCAAGUGUUGUUGGGAAUAGUCAAAAUGGCAUGGUGCAUGUGAGCAGGGCCUUGUUUGGAUAUAUAUAUAUAUAUAUAUAUAUAUAUUUUGGAAUAGUUUUUAUAUUAUUUUUCCUUUUUGGAGUAUAUGACUUGGAAAACUGGUGCAAGAGUCUGGUGCAAGAGUUUUAUUUCCUUGUGUUCUUAUGGUCUGUUGAGAAUGUGAUGAAGAGCAAGACCUUAUUUGGUUUUGACUUUUAACGGACUUUGGCUUGAGGUAUUUUGGAUUUAGAAAGUAUUAGUCUUGAUAGAGUUUGCAGAGCUACUUAUAAUUUCCUCUGAUGGUACUAGUUGUAAAAAUGGGUUUUCCCAGCUAUAAUGCAUGGGCCAAUGUAAACAUUUGUGCAUGCAGUAUCACAACUCAUUUUGAGCUAUAGUCAACAUUUUCUUGUAAGUUUAUCAGAAUUACAAAAGGGUUCAACUAGCCUUUCCUUU